AUGGACAAAAUCGAUCGGGUUCUUUACAAGUACGCUGCCGAGGGCGACGACACCAAGGACAAGGUCUAUGGGGCCUCCUUUGUCGUCACCGACAGCGAUGGGCGGAUCAGCUCGGAGACGUCGUCUCCCGCCUUCACGGACCAAUCGUUCAGCUGGGUCGCCUCCCUCACCAAGCUCCUCACAUCCACCGCGCUCCUCCAGCUCGUAGAAGACGGCAAGCUCACGCUCGACCAGGACUUGCGUCCCAUCGUGCCCUACUUCGCCGAGGUGCAGAUCCUGGUCGAGUUUGACGAGAAAGACAAGCCCGUCAUGGAAGAGAACAAAAAUCCCAUCACACUACGCCAGCUCCUCACGCACACAGCCGGAUUCAGCUACGAGUUCGCCGACCCGACGCUACUCAAGUGGUCGCGGCAGCAGGGUCGCCCCGUGUGGCGCCUGAGCUGGUCGCGCGAGGAGGUCUCGACGCCGCUGCGCUUCCCACCGGGCACCGCCUGGGGCUACGGCGUUAACACGGACUGGGCCGGGCUCGUCCUCGAGGCCGUCACCGGGCGCACCCUCAACGACUACAUGGGCGAGCGCAUCUUCCGCCCGCUCGGCAUGGCCGACUCAGGCUUCCGCCGCGCCCAGCUCCCGCACACGGCGCGGCGCACCGUCCGCGCGGCGCUACGGAGCGCCAAGACGGGCGAGCUGAGCGACGCAGCGACGUGGGUGAUGCCGACGGACCACGAGGUGGACAGCGGCGGCGGCGGGCUGUUCACGACAGCGCGCGACUACGCGGCGUUCCUGCGCGGCCUGCUCGCGGGGACGGUGCUCCGGGCGGAGACGUUCCGGGAGAUGCUCCGGCCGCAGCUGGACGAGGCGACGGCGGGCUACCUCGGGGUGCUCGCGUUCCACCCGUCGGUGCACAACACAUUCGCGCCCGAGUUCACGGGCGACCCGAUCCCGCUCAACCACGGACUGGGCGGCCUCCUUAACUUGGUGGACGUCCCGGGCAAGCGUCGGGCGGGCAGCAUGGCCUGGAGCGGGAUGCACAACUGCCGCUGGUGGAUCGAUCCCAAAACGGGCAUCGCGGCCGUGCUGGUUGUCAAUAUUCGUCCCAACGGGGAUCCUGUGGUGGCGAGGCUGUACGACGAAUUGGAGCUGGCGACGUACGAGGCGCUGUCUCGUCCCACAAGCAGGAUUUAG
Cordyceps fumosorosea ARSEF 2679 is the source of this 1185-nucleotide messenger RNA. RefSeq names its product Beta-lactamase/transpeptidase-like protein. The coding region runs from base 1 to 1185 and encodes 394 amino acids. The record is from RefSeq and is a predicted model, not a curated record. The transcript has 4 exons. NCBI's taxonomy places the organism in Eukaryota, Fungi, Ascomycota, Sordariomycetes, Hypocreales, Cordycipitaceae.